Closterium sp. Naga37s-1 is the source of this 1170-nucleotide messenger RNA. The record is from the annotation of a GenBank genome assembly. NCBI's taxonomy places the organism in Eukaryota, Viridiplantae, Streptophyta, Zygnematophyceae, Desmidiales, Closteriaceae.
AUGUCUGUCCCACGAAAUCCGGAUUAUCAGCAGAAUCCCUCGACUGUGUUGCGCCACGUGGCGCUUCUCCAUUCAUCCGCUGCCGCGCACGUGACAAGUGGCGGCGGCGAUUCGAGGGGAAGCAGUGAGGACGCUUCUGAGGCAGGAGCUGCGGGUUCGCAGGGAGGUCAUGAGACGCACAGCGCGAAUUCCUCUGGUGCUGCUGCUGCCGGCGAUUCUGCAGGGACCAGCAGCAGCAGCAGCAGUGGCAGUGGCGAGGAGGGAGAGGGCGUGAAGGCUGCAGUUUUGCAAGCUGCAUUGACUCAUGUGCCCACGCUAGGGUGGAGCAGUGCGGCGCUGAUAGCGGGCGCCAGGGACAACGGCCUCUCGCCCUCCGUGCUGGGAAUGCUGCCCCGGGGGGAGGCGCACCUGGUGGAGUUCUUCAUGGACCGGUGUCGCAAGCAGUUCGAGGCGGAGUUCCCCCACACGCCCAUCGCAGUCGCCACUGCUGCUCCCGGCACCACCCCGCACACCCACAGCAGCAGCCACAGCAGCGGAGGGCAGGCGUGCGGGGCCAGGUACGAGGAGGGGGACUCGUUGGCGCUGCAGAGCCGCAUGGCGGCUGCUAUUCGCACACGCCUUCGCGUGCAGGCGCCCUACACGUCCUCAUGGGCGCAGGCGCUUGCCAUCCAGGCGCGGCCGUCCAACGCGUGCGAAUCAUUGCGGCAGCGGCGGCAGCUGGCAGCGAGCAUGUGGAGUGCGGUGGGCGUGCGGUGCAGCGACACACAGCUGCUGGCUUACCGUGUGCUGCUCGGCUCUGCCUAUGCUGCCGCGGAGGUCCACAUGCUCACUGACUUCUCGCCAGACUUCCAUGACACGUGGCGGUUUGUGGACCGUGAGAUGCAGGCAGCGUUUCAGAUACAGGGGUCAGCAGACAGACUCGUGAAAGUGUUUCUGGAAACCUACUCCCAGCACCAUGACCCUCCUCACUCCCCUUCCCUGUCAUCUCACUGCCUGCCCUCUGCCAACCCUUCCCUCUGCCAACCCUUCCCUCUGCCAACCCUUCCCUCUGCCAACCCUCCGUUCCCGGCUUCCCCCCACGCGCUGCAGGCCCAAGCAUGUGACAGCAUACCAGCCAUCAAGACCGCUCUUUCCAUCCUCUCCAAACCGCCCUCCACUCGCCAGGCGUAG